Messenger RNA from Kwoniella shivajii, 918 nucleotides. RefSeq lists its product as uncharacterized. The transcript is spliced from 7 exons. Bases 1 to 918 code for a protein of 305 amino acids. Lineage: Eukaryota; Fungi; Basidiomycota; Tremellomycetes; Tremellales; Cryptococcaceae. The record is from RefSeq and is a predicted model, not a curated record.
AUGUCGUUCUUCAAAUCACUUCGAAGAAAGAGCACGAAUAACUCCAAUCCAACUUACAACACCAAUACUAUCACUCCUGCAAGACCUUCGACUGUGAACGAGAUCUACGGCACAAACAAUAUUGCGCCGCCAUCCGAAAGGUCCAAGCCGACUGUAGUCACCACAUCUAGCGCCAACCCACCAGCAGCACCACCAGCUUACGCUCCCACUUCACCGGUAGAUGGCUUUACUGAUAAAUCAGGGGAGGAUCCCUUGGAGAUAUUGAGAGAAUAUGACACUGUCUUUCUUAUUGACGAUAGCUCAUCGAUGAAAGGUCGGAGGUGGACUGAAGCUCGUAUUGCUUUGAUGGGGGUCGCAGAUAUCGCAGCUAGAUAUGAUCAAGACGGCAUUGAUGUAGAAUUUCUCAAUAGCGGCAAAGUAGGAAACGGUCUGAAAACCGGCAAUCAAGUCAUGCAAUUAUUCGAGACUGUCAAACCAAGUGGCUCGACGCCUACUGGUCGAAGGCUCGAAGCUAUCUUGAGAGAAUAUAUGAACGCACUCGAACGAAAAGGCUUAAGACGAAAUUCUUCGAUGUUCGGCUCCAGUUCUAACUCAAACCCAAAUGUGAAACCUAUGAAUCUGAUUGUAAUCACAGAUGGAGCUCCCACUGAUGAUCCUGAAAGCGUCAUCAUAACGUUCGCUAAACGUCUGGAUAAAGGAGAACAUCCCUUAUCUCAAAUAGGCAUUCAGUUCUUACAGGUAGGCGAUGACGCUUCUGCCAAAGAAGCUUUGCAGGAAUUAGACGAUGGUCUUUCAGAUAAACAUGAUAUAAGGGAUAUAGUCGAUACGGUCCCUUAUUGCGGUAAAGAACUUACAGCUGAAAUGAUAGUGAAGACAUUGAUUGGUGGUAUAAAUCGACGUAUGGAUAGGAAGGCUUAG